AUGUUGUGCAGGGCUUUUACUACGGGGACCCCACCAGCACCGCGGUAUCACCACUCCGCUGUGGUCUAUGGGAGCAGCAUGUUUGUGUUUGGUGGCUAUACUGGAGACAUCUAUUCCAAUUCCAAUCUGAAGAAUAAAAAUGAUCUCUUUGAAUAUAAGUUUGCAACUGGACAGUGGACAGAGUGGAAGACUGAAGGAAGAUUGCCAGUUGCGAGGUCAGCUCAUGGUGCGACAGUGUACAGCGAUAAGCUGUGGAUCUUUGCAGGAUAUGAUGGCAACGCACGGUUAAAUGAUAUGUGGACAAUUGGCCUACAGGACAGAGAGCUAACAUGCUGGGAAGAGAUUGAACAAAGUGGUGAAAUUCCUCCUUCAUGCUGUAAUUUUCCUGUGGCUGUUUGCAAAGACAAGAUGUUUGUUUUCUCUGGCCAGAGUGGAGCAAAGAUUACCAAUAAUCUCUUUCAGUUUGAAUUCAAGGAAAAGAUUUGGACACGAAUUCCUACCGAGCACUUACUUCGAGGCUCUCCUCCUCCUCCACAACGAAGAUACGGCCACACAAUGGUUGCAUUCGACCGGCAUCUCUACGUGUUUGGUGGUGCUGCAGAUAACACGCUGCCCAACGAGCUCCACUGCUACGACGUGGACUCUCAGACCUGGGAAGUUAUCCAGCCCAGCCCAGACAGUGAGUUACCCAGUGGGAGACUCUUCCAUGCUGCCGCUGUUAUCUCAGAUGCUAUGUACAUCUUUGGUGGCACAGUGGACAAUAACAUUAGAAGUGGAGAAAUGUACAGGUUCCAGUUUUCCUGUUACCCUAAAUGCACUCUACAUGAAGAUUACGGAAGGCUGUGGGAAAACAGGCAGUUCAGUGACUUGGAGUUUGUUUUGGGAGAGAAGGAAGAACGAGUCCGAGGGCAUACCGCAAUUGUUACAGCUCGCUGCAAGUGGCUGAAAAAGAAAAUCAUACAGGCAAGGGAGAGGUUGAAACAGAAAUCAAAGCAAGAUAUUGAAGACGAGGGUCAUGCCACGUGUCAGAAGGAUGGGAUUGGUGGGAACGUCAAGUUGUGCCGCCUGCAGCCACUGCUGGAAGUGCCCAUCCGAGAGGCUGAGGCACAACCCUUCGAGGUGCUCAUGCAGUUUCUGUAUACGGAUAAAAUAAAAUACCCUCGCAAAG
This is a messenger RNA of Antrostomus carolinensis (chuck-will's-widow), 1168 nucleotides long. It is a transcript of the gene LZTR1, whose product is annotated as leucine zipper like post translational regulator 1. Gene Ontology annotation, cellular component: Golgi apparatus. Lineage: Eukaryota; Metazoa; Chordata; Aves; Caprimulgiformes; Caprimulgidae. The annotation marks the transcript as partial. Gene Ontology annotation, molecular function: protein binding. The record is from RefSeq and is a predicted model, not a curated record. The transcript is spliced from 10 exons.